AAACCAUCCAUCUCUCUCACUCUCUCCCUCUAACUCUAUGCUGAAAUAUAUUGCUCUUCUCUUCCAAACUCCUUAGGUUGAUAGAAGAUGGCGACUGCAGGAAAAGUAUGUAUCUCUGUCUUCACCCCUCUCUUUUUCUAAUACAUAUCUGUAUAUAUAUAUAUUAAUCUAUUUGAUGCAACUUUUAUCACUUUUCUUUCUUUUGUAUUUGUAUGCAUGUACAGUACACAUACAGUUGGCUUCCUACCAAAUUAUUGUUAUUGAGAGAUAUGCAUGUGUGAAGGUGUAAUGAUAGAGUAUCCUCUGCAUAAGUUAACAGUCUGCAUUUAAACUAGUUGAUCAAUCCUCUCUUAACUGUUAUUGAACUGAUAUGUAAUAAUGUACAAUCUGUGAUUAAAAGUGUUUUGGUAAGAUUUGAUUAAGGUUGAGUGUGUACUUUAGAAAAUGACAGUGAGUUGUGGCAUACCCAGGGUUGGGUAGGUUACUUUCAAAAUGUAAUCCGUUACUAGUUACCUGUCCAAAAUGUUAAUCAGUAAUGCACUUUUUGAAUUAUCCAAACUAAUCGGAUUGCUUUCAGUUACUUUUGGAUUCAUUUCCCCUUAAGAGGCAUCAGAAUAAGACAAAAAUGAUCCAUCAAAUGCAGAUUACUCAGGUGGAACAAACUUAAACUUGCGCCUUUUUUCAAUGCUGAAUUGAAUGUCAUUGCGAAAACACCCGAAAAGUAAUCUAAUCCAAAAGUAUCUGUAAUCAGAUUACAAAAUAUAUAAAACAUUUUAAAAAUCUGAUUACAUGUUACAUGUAAGAUUACAUGUAACUGAUGACAUGUAAUCAGUAACUUCCCAAACCUGGACAUACCAUAGCACUCUAGUAAUUACUUUUCAAGUUCAACAGAGGUUUGUCCUGCAGAAUAACAACCUCUUGUUUGGGAUAAAUAUCCUUUUGGAAUUACGCAAUAACUGGAAUGGACUUUAAACCUGGCAGCUGCGGUCACUCGCUCACAAACACACACACACACACACACACACACACACACACACACACACACACACACACACACUGCAAACUCCAUGCCUAAUGUGAAGUAUAGGAUGUUUUUUGGGGGGAAUCUUUGAAACUAUCCAGAUAGUUUUUGCACAACCAUUGACAUUGGCAGAGAGUGCAUCUUGGAUAAAGCCAAUGGACAAAAAGAUAAAUAUUUAUAUUGGUUAGAGGAUUAGGGUUCGAGUUGCGCAACAGUGGAAUUAAUCAGAUUGUACUGUAAAAAAUGAAGUAUAUAAAGACUAGAAUUAAGCCUUUUGCAGAAAUACACUACAUGACCAAAAGUAUGGGGACACCUGCUCGUCGAGCAUUUCAUUCCAAAAUCAUGGGCAUUAAUAUGAAGUUGGUCCCCCCUUUCCUGCUAUAACUGCCUCCACUCUUCUGGGAAGGCUUUCCACUAGAUGUUGGAACAUUGCUGCUGGGACUUGCUUUAAUUCAGCCACAAGAGCAUUAGUGAGGUUGGGCACUGAUGUUGGGCGAUUAGGCCUGGCUCGCAGUUGGUGUUCUAAUUCAUCCCAAAUGUGUUCGAUGGGUUGAGGUCAGGGCUCUGUGGAAGCCAUGAAGUUCUUCCACACCAAUCUCGACAAACCAUUUCUGUAUGGACCUCGCAUUGUGCAUGGGGGCAUUAUCAUGCUGAAACAGGAACGGCCUUCCCCAAACCGUUGGAAGCACAGAAUAGUCUAGAAUGUCAUUGGAUGCUGUACCAUUAAGAUUUCCCUUCACUGGAACUAAGGAACCUAGCCCGAACCAUGAAUAACAGCCCCAGACCAUUAUUCCUCCUCCACCAAACUUUACAGUUGGCACUAUGCAUUGGGGCAGGUAGCGUUCUCCUGGCAUCCACCAAACCCAGAUUAGUCCAUCGGACUGCCAGAUAGUGAAGCGUGAUUUAUCACUCCAGAGAACGCGUUUCCAUUGCGCAAGAGUCAAAUGGUGGUGAACUUUACACCACUCCAGCCGACACUUGGCAUUGUGCAUGCUGAUCUUAGGCUUGUGUGUGGCUGCUCGGCCAUGGAAACACAUUUCAUGAAGCUCCCGAUGAACAGUUAUUUUGCUGACGUUGCUUCCAGAGCAGUUUGGAACUCGGUAGUGAGUGUUGCAACCAAGGACAGACGAUUUUUACGCGCUACGCGCUUCAGCACUCCGCGGUCCCAUUCUGUGAGCCAAGUUCAAUUAGACGUUUUCACAUCACAGUAACAGCACUUAUAGUUGACCGGGGCAGCUCUAGCAGGGUAGAAAUUUUACGAACUGACUCGUUGGAAAGGUGGCAUCCUAUGACGGUGCCUCAUUGAAAGUCACUGAGCUCUUCAGUAAGGCCAUUCUACUGCCAAUGUUUGUCUAUGGAGAUUGCAUGGCUGUGUGCGCGAUUUUAUACACCUGUCAGCAACGGGUGUGGCUGAAAUAGCCGAAUCCACUAAUUUGACGGGAUGUCCACAUACUUUUGUAUAUAUAGUGUAUAUGUGAAUGGUCCUAUACAGUGGUGGAAAAAGUAUCCAAUUGUCAUACUUGAGUAAAAGUAAAUAUACCUUAAUAGAAAAUGAAAGUAAAACAAUAUUUGGGUAAAAGUCUAAAAGUAUUUGGUUUUAAAUAUACUUAAGUAUCACAAGUAAAUGUAAUUAUCAAAGGUAAAAGUAUAAAUCAUUUCAAAUUUCUUAUAUUAAUUAAACCAGACGGCACCAUUUUCUUGUUUUCAAUUCUUCAUUCAUUAUUUACAAACAAAGCAUGUGUGUUUAGUGAGCCUGCCACAUCAGAGGCAGUAGGGAUGACCAGGGAUGUUCUCUUGAUAAGUGUGUGAAUUUGAUAUUUUCCAGUCGUGCUAAGCUUUCAAAAUGUAAGAAGUGCUUUUGGGUGUCAGUAAAAAGUACAUUAUUUUCAUUAAGAAUGUAGUGAAGAUAAAGUAAAAGUUGAAAUAGUAAUGUACAAAUACCUCAAAAAACUACUUAAGUAGUACCUUUAAAGUAUUUUUACUUAAGUACUUUACACCACUGGUCCUGUAUUGGCUUGUGUUGAUGGCUGUGUUGGGUUGUGUUUUAUAGGUGAUUAAAUGCCGCGCUGCAGUGGCAUGGGAGCCAAGUAAACCCCUGGUGAUGGAGGAAAUUGAGGUGGCUCCUCCCCAGGCACAUGAGAUUCGCAUCAAGGUGAGAGAGACCACAAUCAAUGCAAACACAUACACAAAAGCUCUCAUUUAUGCAGUCCACACAAGGCUGAUAUUAACCUGGCCAAGUAUGAGAGCACUCCUGAAGACACACAAGCACACAUGAAUACACAUAACGUGCCAUAGGACCAGUCGAAGGCGUACACAUAAAUAAACAUGAGCAUACAGAAACACUCCUGACACUCACGUGAGCAAAUUUUGAGAACACUUUGUUUUUGUCCUGUUGAGUGCAGAUAGUGGCCACGGGUGUGUGUCAUACUGACCUGUACCACCUGUUUGAGGGGAAACACAAGGAUGGCUUCCCUUGUGUCCUGGGUCAUGAGGGGGCUGGGAUCGUGGAGAGUGUGGGGUCUGAAGUGACCAAGUUCAAUCCAGGUCAGAAAUGCAGCUAGUAAACCUGUAUUUUCAAAUGGAUACAAAUAACAGUGUGUACGAUAAAGCUGUGUACUCCGCCUGUCCUCCUGUUAGGUGAUAAAGUCAUCCCUCUGUUCAUCUCCCAAUGUGGCCAGUGCCGGUUCUGCAAGAGCCCAAAGACCAACCUGUGUGAGAAGGGCUGGUGAGGUCCCAUUACUAGCCUUGUCUUGAGAAACUUUCACAAUACUUUAUUUUUUAUAUAUUUUGUAUAUAACUUUUGUGUGUUAUUCUUGCACUGAACAUGAGCCAAUCCCACCAGGGCCAGUGAUAGGUAUGAUGUGAUGUCAGAGUCAGACACCCGGUUCACCUGUAAGGGGAAGAAGGUGCUGCAGUUCAUGGGGACCAGCACCUUCUCAGAGUACACCGUGGUCAAUGAGAUCGCUGUGGCCAAGAUCCAUCCCUCAGCCCCCCUCGACAAGGUCUGUCUCCUCGGCUGUGGAGUCGCCACCGGAUAUGGCGCAGCCCUUAACACAGCCAAGGUGUGAAUUGUAACUUCAAAGUAUCAGGUUUAGUUGUGGUGAUGUCUUUGUAUACUAAAGUGUUGAUGCAUAGGAUACCUUUCCCCCCAGGUGGAGCCAGGGUCUACAUGUGCUGUGUUUGGCCUGGGGGCUGUGGGGUUGGCAGCGGUCAUGGGUUGCAAAAACGCUGGGGCCAAGAGGAUCAUCGCCAUUGAUAUUAACCCGGCCAAGUAUGAGAAGGCCAAGGUCUUCGGUGCCACAGAGUUUGUCAACCCCAAGGACCACAACAAACCCAUCAGUCAAGUGCUUUCUGAGAUGACCAAUGGAGGAGUGGACUUUUCCCUAGAAUGUGUGGGGAGUGUGGCCGUAAUGGUGGGUUUAGAUUGUGUGUUUGUAUGAUGUUGAGAUAAAUGCGUGCCUGCAUGUGUGAGGGUGAUGUCUUGAUUGGUCUAAGGCACUGCAUGGCAGUGCUAGCUGUGCCACUAGAGAUCCUGGUUCGAAUCCAGGCUCUGUCGUAGCCGGCCGCGACCGGGAGACCCAUGGGGCGGCGCACAAUUGGCCCAGCGUCGUCCAGGGUAGGGGAGGGAAUGGCUGGCAGGGAUGUAGCUCAGUUGGUAGAGCAUGGUGUUUGCAACGCCAGGGUUGUGGGUUCGAUUCCCACGGGGGGCCAGUAUGAAAAAAAAUAAUGUAUGCACUCACUAACUGUAAGUGGCUCUGGAUAAGAGCGUCUGCUAAAUGACUAAAAUGUAAAAAUGUAAAUGUAUUGAUAUCUCUCUUUAGAGGAGUGCCUUGGAGUCAUGUGUUAAGGGAUGGGGAGUAAGUGUGCUGGUCGGAUGGACUGACAUGGAUGACUUUGCUGCCAGACCCAUUCAGCUCAUAGCUGGCCGCACCUGGAAAGGAUCUCUGUUUGGAGGUGUGCCACCUGUCAAUCAACUGUCAAACACUAUACAGGUAUUUGGGUGUGUGUGAUAUAUUUCUAUCUGUGUGUAUGUCUGUGUGUGUGUCUGCCAGGUUUUAAGAGUAAGGACGGUGUGCCCCAGCUGGUGAAUGAGUACCUGGAGAAGAAGGUGAAGCUGGAUGAGUUUGUCACCCACAACAUGACCCUGGACCAGGUCAAUGACGCCAUCCAGCUCAUGAAGACUGGAGACUGGUAACUUUCACAUUAGUACUGUUUGUCCCUGUGAGAAGUUUAAUUUAAUGUUCAGAAAAAUAAAUGCUUGUUUUCUUUUGUUCUCCUUGUUUUGCAGUAUCCGGUCAGUCCUGAGUGUGUCACUGCAGUAACAGGGUCAACUCAACCCAGCCAAUCACACAUAUUCUUUCCUGCUCAGCCAAUCAACGAGCAAAACUAUACAAUAUGGCUUGAUAAACCAAUGAUUCACUAUAUCACAAUUGGUAUUAGUAGGGGUGAAUACUCAAUGGUAGGUAGCAUACUGUAGGCUUGCUGAUUAUAACCAUUGUAACAACAGUGAUAAUCAUAAUGUUCUUCUUUUGUUAUGUUGCCUGGUAGCCAAUUAUGUUUCUGCUUUAGUCAUUGUCAAGUUUGAGUUGGAUAAAGUACAAUGAGAUCUGGCUAUCAUGUUGCCAUGUAUGUCAGUUUUUAAUAAAAUAAUUCCCCACUU
This is a messenger RNA of Coregonus sp. 'balchen', 5681 nucleotides long. Lineage: Eukaryota; Metazoa; Chordata; Actinopteri; Salmoniformes; Salmonidae. The record is from the annotation of a GenBank genome assembly.